AUGUGCUUCUACCGAUCAACCAUCUACCAGUGCAAGCAUGUUGAGUUCCGGCAAAAAGUCGCAGACUGCAAGGAGCAGCAUGAAUUCCUGGCUGGAAAGCGUCAACGGUACUGUACUGAGCGCCGAAUCCACUCCAUCCAAUGUGUACGGGUUGAGUCUAAGUGCGCCAACUGCUUGAAACUGGACGAGCUCCAAUCUCGAGUCAAAAACACUCUCGAAAAUCUGAAGAAGCGAAAAGAUCCCAAGACAGACGAGUGUUCCUCGACGCUUGAUUGUUCAGAUGCUUCAUUACUUUAG
Colletotrichum truncatum is the source of this 297-nucleotide messenger RNA. Lineage: Eukaryota; Fungi; Ascomycota; Sordariomycetes; Glomerellales; Glomerellaceae. The record is from RefSeq and is a predicted model, not a curated record.